AAUAGAAGGGCUCGAAUCGUAGAAGUGCAGAUUUUAUUAAAAUCGGAUUUUUAAAAUCGAUACAAUUUCUAUAAGAAUUAGAUCUAUAUUUGCACAAUCAAAGCACAUCAAGUGAAAGAAAUUUUAAUUUAAGUUUUUUAAGUUUUGGUCGAAAAUCGUAACACAGUUGGCGUGUACAACUGACCUAGUGUAUUCGCUAGUUAACUAGGUCGAUCAAUAUUAUACGGAGCGGAGGGAAGGAGGAUGGUUUUCCCAUAUGAGAGGUGGUGACUACCCUUAUUCAGGAGGAGAUGCGCGUGUGGAAAUUGCUCUCAGUGCGCGGCGGAAAAUUCGCCCACCCCAAACAUGUCGUCGUCUUCUAGCGAGGAUUGUCUGACGGUCGCGGAGGUGCCGGAGGAUCGCUAUGACGAGGCGAUCCACCACUUGCGAUGGAAUUUCUUCGCCGACGAGCCACUCAACAAUGCUGUGGGACUCUGCGCAAAGGGGGAAUCGCAGCUCGAGCUCGAGCGACACUGUUUGCUCACCUUGAAGCAGGGUUACUCCAGGAUGCUGGUAGAUAAGAAGGGAGCGAUUGCAGGAAUGGCACUAAAUGGAAUUUUGAAGAAGGGCGAACGCGAGGAGACAGAGCGACGUCUUUCCGAACUGGAUGACGACAAAUUCAAAACAAUCUUCGGAUUGCUCUACAAGGUGAAUGAUAAAAUUGAUCUCUUCGAAAAGUACGACGUGGACAAGCUAUUCGAGUGUCGAAUCCUUAGCGUCGAUGAGAAUUAUCGCGGCAAAGGUUUGGCUAGCAUUCUGAUGGCCGAUAGUGUGGAAACCGCCAGAAAUGCCGGUUUUAAGGUAUGCAAGGCUGAUGCUACUGGUGCGUACUCGCAGAAGGUCUGCCUGAAGCAUGGCUUCCAAGUAGAGGCAGAGAUUCCAUACGUCGAGCUAGAUAAAUCCAUUAGACCGGCGCCACCUCACCAGGCGUUAAAGCUGAUGGUGAAAUUGCUAGAUUGAAGAUUAAAUGAAAGUCGCUCGCUCGGAGAGCUUGAUUAAAUUAAGCCAUCAGCAUACGAAAGCGCAAAGCGCAAAGUAGAUACAGAAUAUAUGUGUCAUCGUGUCGUGACAAUAACAGCUCUGUUAAUGCAUGUUCGGUAUCGUGAUCGACGUGACGCCUUCUCAUAGAGUAUUUAUCUAAAAAAAAGAGAAAAAAAAAACAAAGGAAUGUAUAGCGCGUUUUAUGUAGCACAUAGACGUACGAAACGUCUUUAAAUGGUAUCCGGUUACUGCCCUCCCGUAUGUGUGUUCUGAAAGAAGUAUCGUCGUUAAACAAAAAGUAGAAGGCCAAGAACAAAAUAAUUUAAUAAAAUUAAACAUUAAUAAUGAUGUAAUAAGAAAUUGAAAAAUUCAACACAGCGAACGUCAAGUUCACUGAAAAUCUACUGUUAAAUGUCUCGCGAAUCGCAUUCGGAUUUUCUGUUUUGAUUCUGCCAAUGCAGAACUUGCUUAAUUCCAAUUUAGAAAAAAGGGAGAAUCCAAAAUAUUUAUCGAAUCGUCGUAUACGAGUUUAGAUAUCUAAGUGUUUGAAACCACGUAUUAACAAUUAAAGAAUUUCAUUCAAUGAUAAGUAUAAAAUAGGAAUCUUUUAUAGAUUUUA
This is a messenger RNA of Linepithema humile (Argentine ant), 1639 nucleotides long. RefSeq names its product Arylalkylamine N-acetyltransferase-like 7. Lineage: Eukaryota; Metazoa; Arthropoda; Insecta; Hymenoptera; Formicidae. The record is from RefSeq and is a predicted model, not a curated record. Gene Ontology annotation, molecular function: N-acetyltransferase activity.